CCGCGGCCAGCAGAGAACUACAUGUCCCAGAAGCCCCGGCGAAAGCAAAACUCCCAACUUCCGGAGCAUCGUUCCCUGUCUGCACCUUCAAAGGACCGCACGAGGCUCGGGCAGGCGACCUCGUCCGGAGGCACAUGGCGACCGACACGUCCAGGGAGGUGGUGGGCUCAGGUCCGGAAGGAGCGGAUGUAGGCCGCCGGAGGCGGAGCCGUCGUCUCGGGCUGCGCACUGACGCCACUUCCGCUGGGGGCGGGGCCGGCCUGUCCCGCGCAAAUUGAAAAGCCGGCCCUUUGGCGCUCGCCUGCAGCCUGGCUGCUUGUGUUCUACGCCGCUCGCCUCGGGUACUGUGGCCCAAGCCAAACGAAGCGUGUCGUCUGGAAUGGGUUUGCGAGCCGCUCCUGAACAUCCCUGUGAGACAGUGGGAUAAAGCGGAGAAGUUGCUGCCGUUGGGUGCCCUGAGAUCUGUGCGCUGAGCCAUCCUUACCAUGCUAAAGGGAAAAUAUUUAUUCUAGGACCUUUACCUAGCCUAGAAGACACUUAUAUAAGUUGGAUGAAAUGUGUAUUAUGUUUUUCUCAGAGUGAAAGAAAGCUCUAUGUAGAGACAUCGAGAAGUGGGAGACUAAUUGUUUUUCUCAAGCUGGGGCUUGAUGACCACCUGCACCAAACGACCUCUUGUGUCUAAAAUUCAAAAUCCCUGGGCUCGCUCCUGUAGCUGAAAGUGGAGUUGAGAUUCUGUGAACUUCUACAGUUUGAGAAUCGUUGACUAGAGCAUCACAGCUCUGAUAAGGUGUCAACAGGUUAAGUUGGCACUAUGGGGAUACAAGGAUUACUCCAGUUUAUCAAAGAAGCUUCUGAACCCAUCCACGUGAGAAAGUAUAAAGGACAGGUAGUAGCUGUGGAUACAUACUGCUGGCUUCACAAAGGAGCUAUUGCUUGUGCUGAAAAACUAGCCAGAGGUGAACCUACUGAUAAGUAUGUAGGAUUUUGUAUGAAGUUUGUAAAUAUGUUACUGUCUCAUGGGAUCAAGCCUAUUCUUGUAUUUGAUGGAUGUACUUUACCUUCUAAAAAGGAAGUGGAAGAGUCUAGAAGAGAAAGGCGACAAGCCAAUCUUCUUAAGGGAAAGCAACUUCUUCGUGAGGGGAAAGUCUCAGAAGCCAGAGAGUGUUUUACCCGCUCAAUCAAUAUCACACACGCGAUGGCCCACAAAGUAAUUAAAGCUGCUCGGUCCCAGGGAGUAGACUGUCUUGUGGCUCCAUAUGAAGCUGACGCGCAGCUGGCCUAUCUGAACAGGGCUGGCAUUGUACAAGCUAUAAUCACAGAGGACUCUGAUCUCCUAGCCUUUGGCUGUAAGAAGGUUAUUUUAAAAAUGGACCAGCUUGGAAACGGACUAGAAAUCGAUCAGGCGCGGCUGGGAAUGUGCAGACAGCUCGGGGACGUGUUCACAGAGGAGAAGUUCCGUUACAUGUGUAUCCUCUCUGGCUGUGACUAUCUCUCGUCACUGCGUGGUAUCGGGUUAGCCAAGGCAUGCAAACUGCUAAGAUUAGCCAAUAAUCCAGAUAUUGUAAAGGUUAUCAAGAAAAUUGGGCAUUAUCUCAAGAUGAAUAUAACAGUACCAGAGGAUUACAUCAAAGGCUUUAUUCGAGCCAACAACACCUUCCUUUAUCAGCUAGUUUUUGAUCCCAUCAAAAGGAAACUCAUUCCUCUCAAUGCCUAUGAGGAUGACAUUGAUCCUGAAACACUAAGCUACGCUGGGUGGUAUGUUGAUGAUUCUGUAGCUCUUCAAAUAGCACUUGGAAAUAAAGACAUAAAUACUUUGGAACAGAUCGAUGACUACAAUCCAGACACUGCUACGCCUGCCCAAUCCAGAAGUCAUAAUUGGAAUGACAGAACAUGCCAAAAGUCAUCUAAUGUGAAUAGCAUUUGGCAUAGAAAUCAUUGCUCUAGACUUGAGCUGGAUAUUGUUUCAAAGGCUACACCAUUGAAGGAAGAUCCAACUGUUGUGGGCGUUGAACAAGUGAUUAGUACUAAAAAGUUAAAUCUUCGAAAGAAGAUAUCUGUGGUAAAAAGACCAAGAAGUGAAGAGCUGUCAGAAGAUGACCUACUGAGUCAGUAUUCUCUUUCAUGUACAAAGAAGACCAAGAAAGAUAACUGUGAAGGUAAUAAAUCACUGAACUCUUCUGAAAUGUUCACGCCUGACCUGGUAGAUGGAACUGCUAGGAAAAAAAGCACAAGCACGCCGCCUAGGACAAGAAAUAAAUUUGCCACAUUUUUACAGAGAAAAAACAAAGAAAAUGAUGCCGUUGUGGUUCCAGGGACCAGAAGCAGGUUUUUUUGUAGUUCCCUAGAUCCUGCUGACUGUGUAUCAAAGAAAGAAAGCAGCCAGCCUUUAGAUGAAAGUGCUGUCACAGACGAAGAGACCCAUCUAAAAGAAUCAGAUUGUCUCGAAGGCAAGAGGCUGGCUGAUACAGACGUAGCACGUAAUUCAAGCGAUCAGAGGCUGGCUGAUACAGAUGUAGCAUGUAAUUCAAGUGAUCAGAUUCCUGAUGAUGUAUCCAUGUUUGCUGCUGAAGAGUCUCAGUCUUUGAAGACCAACCAGUUCACAAGGACCAUCUCACCACCCACUCUGGGGACUCUAAGAAGUUGUUUCAGUUGGUCUGGAAGUCUUGGAGAUUUUUCCAGAAGUCCUAGCCCUUCUCCAAGGACAGCACUGCAGCGGUUCCGCAGAGAGAGUGAUUCUCCCACCUCUCUGUCCGAGAAGAGUGAGAUGGCUGCUAUAUCUCCGUCAAACAGUGGUGAGUCAGGUGAUGAAUCUCAUCCCUCACGUGAAGUGGGGCGGCCUUCACACUCUCAGGAAUGCAUAGAGUUGUCACCGCAUGAUUUGAAUGUAUCAAAACUUUCUCAACCUUCUAGUAAAGAUUCAGAUUCAGAGGGAUCUGACUGUAAUUUUAAGUCACUUGAUAAUCAAGAUUACCAAAACUCCAAGCUGCAUUUAUCUCACUUUUCGAAAAAAGACAGACUUCGAAGGAACAAGGUUCCCGGGCUGUAUAAAUCUAGUUCCGCAGAGUCUCUUUCUACAACCAAGAUCAAGCCCCUAGUACCUGCCAAGGUCAGUGGGCUGAGUAAGAAGGCAGCAAGCCUCCAGAGAAAGAACCAUCCUAACGCUGAGAACAAGCCAGGACUGCAGAUAAAAAUCAGUGAGCUCUGGAGAAAUUUUGGAUUUAAAAAAAAUUCUGAAAAGCUUCCUUCUUGUAAGAAGCCAGCUCCCCUGUCUCCAGUCGAAGACAACAUCCAACUAACUCCAGAUGCAGAAGAUGAUAUAUUUAACAAACCCGAAUGUACUCGUGUUCAGAGAGCAAUAUUCCAGUAACGCAGGCUGCUUGGGAGGCUGUUGCCUGCAAGAGGAUCUCAAUCAAUUUGAAGUCCCUAUUUGGGAAUGAGGCAGUUACCAGCCUGAAAGAUUUGUUUUUAAAUCUAUGUCAUUUUUAAAAUAGAGUACAUUUUGUAUAUUAACUAUGUAAUUGUUUCUUUUGCUCAGCUUUUUAUAUUUUCGUAAGAAGCUAAAUAGAGGAAUCAUUUUUAUCUCUGACAGCUUGUUGAAAGUUUUAAUGUGAAUUGUGCAAGUUCCCUGAAAUUUAAAAAAAUCUACUCUAAAGAUAUCUAUAAUGUUGUCACAUAUAAGGAUAAGUGAAAAACCACAAUUCUAUAAUCAUUUUAUUCUAGAGAAAAAUCACUGUAUUUCUUCAGGCUUUAAAAUUUCCCCACCUGCUUUUCCUGUCUGUUCUUCAGGUUGAAUUGAAGAUAAAGUUACUGGGCUGAGGCGGGUGGCUGGUCAGGUGGAAGAGCAUUACAUGUCUGGGAUGAUGCUCUGGUAUCCCUCAAGUGUGGCUGGGUUACAGGUUGACACUGGUGGAAAACUGCUUUCAGCCUAAUAUAAAAUGAACUACUACUUAUGCCAUUAAUAACUUUAAACUUCAGAAAUAUCCUCAGUGUUUCUUAAUAUGUCUUAAAGUGUGGGCCGAGAACUCCUUAAUACAUAUUAAAACUAAGAUCCCUAAAGGCAAUAUGAAGUACCAGAACUACAGGGUCUGUGAUAUGUACAUUCUGCAAAACAAUAGGCAAAUGCCUGGAAAGAGAACCACUUAUACAAGUGAAGAUCUGACGUGACAGGAAGUAUAGGGAAUAUAAACGUAUCUGAGAUAUAAAGGAUGGAUGAAGGGGACACAGUAUUUUAAUUUUUAAGUGAGACUUAGGCGACUCUUGGAUGAAUGAGUCGAAAUGGAACAAAAACAAUACAUCAAAAUUGUAAAAACCAGCAAAAAAAACAUAGAUCCCACAAAAGAUCUAAUUAAAAUAUAUUCAUUUCCUGGGGCUGCCAUAGCAAAGUACCACAAACCGGGCAGCUUAACAAUGGAAAUUUAUUCUCUGAACAGCUUGGAGGCUAAAAGUCUGAAAUCAAGGUGCUGACAAGGCUGGUUCCUUCUGGAAGGUUCUGAGUGUCUUUUCCAUGCCUCUUUUCUAGCUCUGGUGGCUGCCCGCCAUCUUGGCAUUCGUUGAUUUGUAGAGGAAUUACACCACUCUGCCUCUGUUGUCACAUGGCAUCCUUCCCCAUGUGUCUCUGUGUCUUAUAAGGAUAC
Molecule: messenger RNA, 4634 nt
Organism: Loxodonta africana (African savanna elephant)
Lineage: Eukaryota; Metazoa; Chordata; Mammalia; Proboscidea; Elephantidae
Gene: EXO1
Product: exonuclease 1
Exons: 15
Coding region: 812-3367 (851 amino acids)
Biological process (GO): DNA recombination; mismatch repair
Cellular component (GO): nucleus
Molecular function (GO): metal ion binding; DNA binding; 5'-flap endonuclease activity
Source: RefSeq, a predicted model, not a curated record